ACAGUAUUUGAACGUUUGAAGAGCGGAUGGCGGCUCAGUGUUGUCAAACACGUGGGUUUUUUGUUUUUUUUUCAACUAAUAAAUACUUUUACAAAACACAAACAUGGUAGCUCGAAAUUAAUCAUCAUUGCAGACGUGACAAAUGUAAAAACGUUGAGAGCAUGGUGGGUAAGUAGGUAACUGGACCUGUAGCCUGCUGAGUCUUUUAAUGGUAGCGAUUUCAUUAUUUGGCCAACAGAUGGCAACAUUAAAUCCACAGGUCUCUACGGUGCUUUCAAGUGUUCCUCGUAAAUUAUACCGUCUUGUUUAUCCAAUAUGAAACCAUCGUUAACUCGUUCACUGCAAUGCUUGUAUAGCGUUUGGAAGUGAAGAAGGUACAAUAAGAAGGAGGUAGUAGCAGUUAAAGUCGAUAUGCCAUUCUAAUGAGAGCAUUUGUGUCUGUGUGCUUAUCGCGUAGAAAAUCGGAAACUCUAUUUAUUCUUUUUUCCGCCAUGACCUGAAUGCAUCAGUCAGCACAACUGCCAGUUAUGUACAGGUUUGUUCUACAUUUGACUGAGGCGGAGAGCUGGAAAGUUCGCACUGUUGAUGCAGUUGUUAAACAAGGUGGUCAACAAGUUUCUUUUAACGACCCAGCAGGUAAGUACAUCGUGGUUUAAACUGAAUUGUUUCCCGCUAUUAUAUAGAUGUAUAAACUUCUAUUGGAACAUGAAGAUGCAUCAUUGUUUUUACUGUCCAGUGGGCAUUUUCAUACAUUAGCUAUUAUAUGAGCUGAUACGUCAAGAUUGUUUUGAUAGUGUGUUUCUGCGUGUACUCACUGUGUUUUAAUUAUGUUCUAUAGUGAGAAUGCACGAUCCCAUCAUACCAUGGGGGGAUUUAAACCUCACCAAUAAUAGUGUAAUGUUUUCUAAGUAGGACUUUAAACAUGAGAUAUAAAGCAGUAAGUUUGCAAUGAUGCUCUUAUGUUUUGUUUUUUUUAACUGUCACUGCAAUAUUUCUGUAAUAUUCCAAAAUGGACUUAUCUGUGCAGUGAGUUCCUGAAUUAAUGAUAUGUCCAAAAUAGCAAAUGCUAUGCAUGCCUUACGCACUAUAUUGCGCAGGUCGGUCACUGACGUGUUCUCUCUUCUCACAAUAUGCUUACCAGGAAAAGUGCAUUCAGUGCUUCAACCAGAAUCUGGAUGAAGUCCCUUGGACAUCUUGUGGUUCUCUCCUCUCUGUGUUGUUUGAUAUCUGGAUACUCUGAGAGAGACAGAGUGUAUGACUUAAUGUCCAAAUACCCCCUUAUCGAUGGUCAUAAUGACCUCGCUCUCCAGCUGAGGAUACGCCACAACAAUCGGCUGAGCCAAGUUGACCUUCACAACGUUAGCAAAGUGGCCACCGACAUCACCCGACUCCAAGCAGGCCAUGUACAGGCACAGAUGUUUGCGGUCUACGUGAUGUGUGGGGCCCAGGAGAAGGAUGCUGUGAGGCUGACUCUGGAACAAAUAGAUGUGGUCAGACGCAUGUGCACUGAGUACCAGGACUUUGAACUGGUCACAUCUGCCCAGGAGCUGAGGAAUUCUGAGAUGAGGCAUAAGAUUGCCUGUCUAAUAAGUAUUGAGGGGGGCCACUCCAUUGACAGCAGCCUGCCAGCCCUGCGGAUGUUUUACCAGCUCGGGGUGCGCUCCAUGGCCCUGACACAUUCCUGCAACACACCCUGGGCAGAAUCAUCCUCAAAACUUUAUAAUGUCUAUCAAAGACAGAACAACAGCCUGACACACUUUGGGAAGGCCGUGGUGGAGGAGAUGAACAGACUGGGAAUGAUAGUGGACCUCUCCCACACGUCUUGGGACACUGCCUGGGCCACGCUGAAGCAUUCCAAGGCACCGGUUAUUUUUAGCCAUUCAUCUUCCUUCUCCAUCUGCAGCCAUGGCCGCAACGUACCUGACUGGCUGCUGCUUGAUCUGAAAAAGAAACAUGGGUUGAUCAUGGUGAAUCUCCACAACAACUUCAUAUCCUGCAGCGACGAAGCAAACAUCUCUCGUGUCGCUGACCAUUUUGAUCACAUUAAGAAGGUGAUUGGAGCUGAGUCGAUAGGAAUUGGAGGCGACUUUGAAGGUGCUGUGAGCUUUCCUCAGGGGUUAGAGGAUGUGUCCAAGUAUCCCGCCCUAAUCCAGGAACUCCUGCAAAGGAACUGGACUGAGAUUGAGUUAGCUGAUGUCCUUCGAAAGAACUUCCUGCGAGUCUUUGAGGAGGUGGAGAGGGUCCGUGAUCAGAUGACUUUGAGCCGGCCCAGUGAGGUCCAGAUCUCCUUAGAGGAGGUGCAGAACCCAUGCAGGCUGGUCCUUAGACGUCCUGUCCCAAGAGGGCCCUCUCAUCAGAGUCCCUUCUCCAGAGCCCCACAUGAACCAAAAGGUCUGCUAAUCCACGCCAUAGUUCUGCUGCUUUCCAGUCUACUUAUGAUAGAAUGAAUGUUUAGAAACUCUGUUGAGCUACACCUGACCAUGCAUCAUUUUCACUAUAAAUAAGGAGAGCUUAAUGAGAUUUCUGUAUCAAUUUGUGGGCCACCCAAGCACUCGACAGGUCAGUAAAGAUAAGGGGAGAAUCACUUUCUUCCCAUCAAUACAAAAAAGCAUUUAAUGUGUAGCCCCAUUUGGUAGGUCAUUUAAAAGUCGCCUCUGUAUAUACAGUAUAUUAAAAUUUACAGAACAUCAAUCCCAAAGCACUUUACUAUCCAUUUUGAAAUAUAUUUAUUAUACAUUUAAUGUGUUGUACCUGUGCUGACAUAUCUAUGAAAACCUAUGACAUGAAGGCAAAUGAUCAAUAAAACUGCUGAGAUGGCACCUUUAAGUUAUUUUGGAUUUUGUUUGUGAAGGUUAUUUUUUUUUGAUGUAUUGUUGACCAGUGAGCAGGAAAUAGGAAAGAGGCAGCAGUUAACAAACAGAUUUUUCUUUUUAUUUGAUCUUACAGAAAAACCAGAUAUCAUGGAGGUUUAGAAAAACAAAGUGCAUUUUAAUGUGAACUAUUCUGCCCUUUGGCCAAACAGGAAAAUGUUGAAUAUAGAAAUAACUAAAACUAAAUAUUUAACUUGGAACAGCACACAGCAACACUGUGAAGAUUUCUCUUGUUCAGAUAAAGAUUCAUGUCUCCCCAACAAAGACGAUAGGAAUUUGCUUCAGUGCACUCAUUUUGAUGUUUCAACACAAUGUGCCGGGUUUUGACAUUAAAACAAUGACAUCACUCUUCAAAAUGAUUACUCAUGGCUUCACUAAAACAUUGCCAACAUAAAGUUUCCAUGUAAAAAUUGGAUUGUGCCAAAACCUAUUUUGAUUUAAGUGAAGGGAAGGCCACACUCUUGG
Messenger RNA from Anarrhichthys ocellatus (wolf-eel), 3335 nucleotides. It is a transcript of the gene dpep2, whose product is annotated as dipeptidase 2. The record is from RefSeq and is a predicted model, not a curated record. The coding region runs from base 1131 to 2447 and encodes 438 amino acids. NCBI's taxonomy places the organism in Eukaryota, Metazoa, Chordata, Actinopteri, Perciformes, Anarhichadidae. Gene Ontology annotation, biological process: proteolysis. The transcript is spliced from 10 exons. Gene Ontology annotation, molecular function: metallodipeptidase activity.